GUUUGAUCUCUUUGGAUUGAUUGAUAAAUCGAUCACUUGGCCUGCUUCAAAGAGCAUUGCGCGCGCCGGUGAUUCAAAUCCUUGAGAUCAUGCCGACCAUAUUAACUUCAGUGAAAGCAUCUCAGCGCUUAGACUCCCGCGGCAAGCCUACCGUGCAAGUCGAAGUGGAAACCAGAGAUGGAAAAUUCCGUGCGAUCGUGCCGUCGGGCGCAUCCAAAGGGGACUAUGAAGCCAUUGAGCUGCGGGACGGUGGUGAAGCGUACGGAGGAAAUGGAGUUGAGCAAGCAGUACGCAAUGUGCAAGAGAUCAUUGGUCCUGCGCUCUCAGGCAGGCAGUUUGACCUCGAACUGGGAUUGAAAGACGUCGACUAUUUCAUGAUCAAGCUGGACGGCUCCUCGGAUAAAAGCGAUUUGGGUGCUAACGCCAUCCUUGGGGUCAGUAUGGCUUGCGCCAGAGCAUGUGCAGCUGCGAAGAAAAUUCCACUGUAUGAUUUUCUGGCGAGCGAGCUUCAAUCACGCCACAAGGAGUACGUCGUGCCGGUGCCUUUCUUCAAUGUGCUCAACGGUGGUGUCCACUCUGGCAACACGAUGGCAUUUCAGGAAUUCAUGAUUGCGCCGACGGGAGCCGCGUCCAUCACCCAGGGUAUCCAAUGGGCGGCCGAGGUGUAUCAGGCGUUGAAAUCCAUCAUCAUCAAGAAGUUUGGCAAGGCAGCCAUUGGCAUUGGUGACGAGGGGGGUUUCGCGCCACCCAUAACUCGGCCUAGCGAAGCCUUGGAUCUCAUAAUGGCCGCGAUCGAGGCUGCAGGGCAUGAAGGACGUUUCAGAAUCGGCAUUGAUCCAGCCUCGUCGGAGUUUUAUCGAGACGGUGACUACGACUUAGGGUUCAAGUCUGACACGCCGCAGAGAUACACCAGUACAGAACUGGCAGAUUUGUACCGGAGUCUGGUCGACAAAUAUCCGAUUGUGCUGUUGGAAGACCCCUUUGCGCAAGACGACUGGGAUUCAUGGAAAUCCUUUCACAUCAUUUCUAAGCUCGCCAAUAUCGAGCUGGUGGGCGACGAUCUUCUGGCAACCAACAUCAGACGCAUAGAGAUGGCCGCAAAGGCUGACGCAUGUGACUCUCUGCUCUUGAAGAUCAACCAGAUUGGCACGAUUAGCGAAGCUAUUGCGGCGGCGGAAAGGGCAUAUGAACUUGGCUGGUCAGUCUUUGUGUCUCAUCGUUCUGGGGAGACGACGGACGACUUCAUUGCCGAUCUCACCGUCGCAAUUGGCUGCGGCCAUCUAAAGUCCGGUGCACCCUGCCGAGGCGAGCGAGUUGCCAAGUACAACCGCCUGAUGGAUAUCGAGGAGGAAUUAGAGGCAAGAAACCUGGGAUCCUCGUAUGCAGGAGAAUCGUUCCGACAUGCCCAUUCAUAGACUAGAGGUUGAUGGUGGCUCCGCAGGCUUUGAAUGAUAGAACAUUUUAACCUCGACGAAAAGCACGCACUAGGACUAGGAUCUUUGGAAGUCUGAGUCGGCCGGACAGCGUCGCUGAAGCUAAAACGGUCGCACUUGUACACUCGUGAAGUUUCGACCUUUGUGUUCUUGAUGACUUAUAUCUCAUUUCAUAUUGUCUACGUUCGCAGGCCGUUGGUAGACUGAGAGAUGGAGCGCACGCUCAUGAG
This is a messenger RNA of Exophiala xenobiotica, 1663 nucleotides long. Its product is annotated as phosphopyruvate hydratase. Lineage: Eukaryota; Fungi; Ascomycota; Eurotiomycetes; Chaetothyriales; Herpotrichiellaceae. The record is from RefSeq and is a predicted model, not a curated record. Gene Ontology annotation, cellular component: phosphopyruvate hydratase complex. Gene Ontology annotation, biological process: glycolytic process. The coding region runs from base 90 to 1415 and encodes 441 amino acids. The transcript has 2 exons. Gene Ontology annotation, molecular function: phosphopyruvate hydratase activity; magnesium ion binding.